CCUUAUUCUAUAAAGAAGUCACACUUUCCCCCCUCAAAUACCCGCCUCUCUCACACGCAUAACAUACAACUUUUCUUUUUCUCUUUUCUUGUUCUUGUUCUUGUUCCCCUUGUUGAUAUUCUCUGUUAACUUUGAGGGACUAGUAUAAGAAGGCAAUGUGGGAUGGUGGGGUUGUAGGCUCGAUUUGGAGUUUGAAGUCUGCCUUCCUUCCGGUACCCCAACUCUUGUUGUUGGUUUUCAGGUGCUUUUGGGACUAAUUGGUUGCCUGUUUUUGAGGAUGAUGGAGAAGCUUAAUUUUGUAAACAACGGUGUGCUUAGAUUGCCUCCUGGAUUCCGUUUCCAUCCUACUGAUGAAGAGUUAGUCGUUCAGUACUUGAGAAGAAAGGUGCUUGCUUGGCCCUUACCUGCCUCUAUCAUACCCGAAGUUGAUGUUUGCAAAGCAGAUCCUUGGGACUUGCCAGGUGAUUUGGAGCAAGAGAGGUACUUCUUUAGCACAAGAGAAGCCAAGUAUCCCAAUGGGAACAGGUCCAACAGAGCCACGUUUUCAGGAUAUUGGAAAGCCACAGGAAUUGACAAACAAAUUGUAAGUUGUAGGGGCAACCAAGUAGUGGGUAUGAAGAAAACUCUUGUUUUCUAUAGAGGAAAGCCCCCACAGGGGACUAGGACCGACUGGAUCAUGCAUGAAUAUCGCCUUGUUACCGCUGACACCUGCAAUGCCCCACAUAAGAAGAACCAAACUCAGAACCAUGUCGUGGCAGUGGAAAAUUGGGUGCUGUGCCGCAUAUUUUUGACGAAAAGAAGUGGUGGUGCUACUAAAAACGAGGAAGACAGUCUGCAAUCUAGCAACGAGAAGGGAGUUGGUAAAGCAAGGAGAAAGAGCCCUGUUUUCUAUGAAUUCCUGAGCAAGGAGAGGACGAACCUAAAUCUUGCCCCAGCAUCCUCCUCAUCUUGCUCCAGUGGGAUCACACAGGUUUCAAAUAAUGACACGGAUGACCACGAAGAAAGCAGUAGUUGCAAUAGUUUUCCUUAUUUCAGAAGAAAACCUUAAAAGCCGCAUUCCACAAGUACCUGAUAUCAUAAACCUGAGAGGUUAAAAAGUGGGACAUGGAGCACUACAUGAUUGCCAAGUGGAUGCUAGACAGACUUAGGACGGCUUACAUUACAUCUUGAUUUUCAUCCAUCAUUGACUCAACAAAUAAAAAAAUAUAUGCCGACCAAAGUUGCUUGUAACAAUGGUUUUACAAUCAGCUCAAGCUGUUGGGAGUUCUUCACGACAAUUUUGUAUACGUAAAUAUUUCAUUUUCAUGACAAAAGAGAAAAAUAAAAAGAAAAGAAAAAGGUUAAGCCAAAUAUUGAACAAAA
Gossypium arboreum is the source of this 1362-nucleotide messenger RNA. Its product is annotated as NAC domain-containing protein 83-like. Gene Ontology annotation, biological process: regulation of DNA-templated transcription. NCBI's taxonomy places the organism in Eukaryota, Viridiplantae, Streptophyta, Magnoliopsida, Malvales, Malvaceae. Bases 278 to 1048 code for a protein of 256 amino acids. The record is from RefSeq and is a predicted model, not a curated record. The transcript is spliced from 3 exons. Gene Ontology annotation, molecular function: DNA binding.